ACAUUUUGGAACAUGUCAUGUUGGGGCUCAGGGAUGGGGCCGUCCGAGACCGAGUCCCGCUCCCCCGCGCCUCCUGAAUGAACACUGCAGGCGGGUCGGCUCUGUCCCGAACUGACACCUGUUCACGCGACACCUGGCAAGCAGGCAGGGGCUGCCCGGCCGCUGUGCGCAUGCUCUGUAGGCAGGUUGGCGUCUCUUAAAGCGCUUGGGGAAGCCUCCUCUCCAUCAGUGGAGGUCGGAGCUUGGAGCGGGGCGCAGCGGCCGGCUUUGAGGAAGUUUCCUGCCCACAGACAUGCCGCGCUCUUUUUUGGUCAAGAGCAAGAAGGCGCACAGCUACCACCAGCCCCGCAACUGCGAGGAUGACUACAGCAGGCUGGACUCCAUUCUGGCGCAAAUAUGCGCAGAGGCAGAGACUCUACCGGAGGAGGACGCCUGUGAGUCGGUGGAUAGGUACGGCCUGUCCCCGGACUCCCACCGGAGCGAGCCCCCCAGGUUCUCCCCCACAUCCCCGCUCAGCUGCGCCAACAGUUUGCUUCGCAGCUCCCCGGACUAUGAGGACCUGUGGAGGCCUCCGUCCCCCUCUGCCUCGCCGGCUGACUCGGACAAAUCGCUGUCUCCGGUGGACGAGUCCCGGCCCUUCACCGUUCCCUUCCGCCCCUACGCCUGGAGCAGCUAUCCGGGCCCCGCGCUGAGGCCCCUGAUGCAGCAGAACCUUCAUUCUAGCUUGGACCCGAACGGCGCCCCGUCGGCGUUGGCUCUAUUUAGGGACGAAUCGCAUAUGGCACUGUAUGCAGAGCGCACUCUGAGAGAGGAGUCCUACUGCGACUACAGGAGGCACGCGGCUCUACUGUUACCUGCUGAGGCGGGCCUUCACCGUGACAAAGCCCAGCCGGACCUGCUGGGCCCCAACCUCCUCCUCAGCGGCGCCUAUAAGUGUGUGAAGUGCAGUAAGGUGUUUUCCACCCCACAUGGUUUGGAAGUCCACGUCCGCAGAUCCCACAGCGGCACUCGGCCUUUUGCGUGUGAAAUGUGCGGCAAAACGUUCGGCCACGCAGUCAGCCUAGAGCAGCAUAAAGCGGUGCACUCUCAGGAGAGAAGUUUUGACUGCAAAAUUUGCGGGAAAACCUUCAAGCGCUCCUCCACCCUCUCCACCCACCUGUUGAUCCACUCGGACACGCGGCCGUACCCGUGUCAGUUCUGCGGCAAGCGGUUCCACCAGAAGUCUGACAUGAAGAAACACACCUUUAUCCACACAGGCGAGAAGCCGCACAAAUGCCAGGUCUGUGGGAAAGCGUUCAGCCAGAGCUCCAACCUGAUCACGCACAGCAGAAAACACACGGGAUACAAGCCGUUCGGCUGCGACCUCUGCGGCAAAGGCUUUCAGAGGAAGGUGGACCUGAGGAGACAUAAAGAGACGCAGCACGGACUGAAAUAAACGAAUCAAUGACUUAGCGCACCUGUCCAACUUCAGACCAUCCUGUUUUUAACCAAGGGGAAUUUCAGGAGGCGUUUGGGAUCAAGAUCCACUUUGAUCCAACUUUUACGCAUCAGAAAGAACCCGCUCCAGAGCAAAAGACGGCGACUUCAAGCAGAAAAGAAGCACUGGCAGCCUGAUUCUUCUUGUUGGACAGAGACACAAACCCAGGAGGAUAAGCUUCAGCUGUACAUCCGGAAAAAAGGAAAUCUAUUAACUGAAAAAACGAACAAAGGAGGAUAUGUGCGUUUCGAGGCGACACAGCAACAUAGUGGCUUCUUCUCCGUUUUUGCACAUUUUCCUGUCAGUUUGCAAAAUAAAUAUAUUUCAUCUUGCGAA
Molecule: messenger RNA, 1813 nt
Organism: Oryzias latipes (Japanese medaka)
Lineage: Eukaryota; Metazoa; Chordata; Actinopteri; Beloniformes; Adrianichthyidae
Gene: gfi1ab
Product: growth factor independent 1A transcription repressor b
Biological process (GO): regulation of transcription by RNA polymerase II
Cellular component (GO): nucleus
Molecular function (GO): DNA-binding transcription factor activity, RNA polymerase II-specific
Source: RefSeq, a predicted model, not a curated record